Messenger RNA from Nerophis lumbriciformis (worm pipefish), 486 nucleotides. The record is from RefSeq and is a predicted model, not a curated record. Lineage: Eukaryota; Metazoa; Chordata; Actinopteri; Syngnathiformes; Syngnathidae.
AUGCCUAAGUGGGAGAGGACAGUACGCAUGCUUUUAUGCGUCUUCGGUUUAAUCUUGUCUGUCUAUGCGCUUCACGUGGAAUUAUCCCGCGAGCACGACCCGGCUUACAGAGCGAUGUGCGACCUAGGAGAGUCUGUCAGCUGCUCCAAAGUUUUCACCUCCAGAUGGGGACGUGGUUUUGGCUUGGUCCAGUUCUUUGUUGCCCAAGAUAGCCCUCUGAACCAGCCCAACAGUGUUCUUGGAAUCAUAUUUUACACUCUGCAACUUGGCUUGGGUCUUUCCCUGUCCAAAAAGGCUGCUCUUUUCUUGGUGCUCUCUUCAUGGGUGUCUGUGGCUGGCUCGCUGUACCUCGCCUCUAUUUUGGCUUUUGUCCUGGGGGAUUUCUGCAUGGUCUGCGUGUCAACAUACCUAGUCAACUUUGGGUUGCUUUACACCAACCUCAAGCGAAGGAACGCCAUUGAUGGAAAGAAAGAGAAGGCGGGAUAA